Messenger RNA from Vicia villosa (hairy vetch), 2381 nucleotides. RefSeq names its product flowering time control protein FCA. NCBI's taxonomy places the organism in Eukaryota, Viridiplantae, Streptophyta, Magnoliopsida, Fabales, Fabaceae. The transcript has 14 exons. The record is from RefSeq and is a predicted model, not a curated record. Gene Ontology annotation, molecular function: mRNA binding; protein binding. Gene Ontology annotation, cellular component: cytoplasm; nucleus; ribonucleoprotein complex. Bases 179 to 2008 code for a protein of 609 amino acids.
CAGUAACACAGUAAAGAAGUAGAGAGUAAACCAGCUUCUUCUCCAUAUUAGCGUAGCGGCAAAUCACAAAACGGAAAAGGGCAAACGCAAAAACGUCUCUACUUCACUUCUUCUUCUACUAUACACUUCUAGGUCAGUCGUAACUGUGCGGUGUUCAACACUCUUUACUCAGUCAACGAUGCUGGAGAUUCAGAACGAACCACCACCGGAGCAAACCAUGAAUUUCAUUGGAGAUUCAACUAACUCUCAAUUUCACCAUAACACUUUCCCCAAUCACGCUACCGCUCCGAAUCCGAAUCCUAACUUCUCCAUUCCUCGUCCUCCUCCUCCUCGCAAACGACCUUGGGGAGCUUCUCAAGAUCAUGUUGAUAUUCAUGGUCAUGUUAAACUUUACGUUACACCAGUUCCUAGAACGUUAUCUGAGGAUGAUAUCCGACUUGUGUUCGAAGUAUAUGGAACUAUUGUUGAGGUUGUUCUUUUAUGGGAUAAGGCAACUGGAGCUCGACAAGGAAGUUGUUUGGUGAAAUAUUCAACAAUUAAUGAAGCUGAAAUGGCUAUUAAGGGUUUAAGCAAUCAGUAUACAUUUCCUGGAGAAGCACUUCCUGUUGUUGUCAGAUUUGCUGAUCGUAAACGUGAACGUUUUGCGGUGGAUAAAAUUUAUGUUGGUAACAUAAACAAAGAGGCUUCAACACAGGACAUUGAAGAAAUAUUUUCCCCCUACGGGCAUAUAGAAGAUGUCUAUGUCGUGCGGAAUCGUGGAUAUGGUUUUGUCACAUUUUCUAAUAGAGAGACGGCGUUGGCAGCAAUCAAAGGGUUAAAUAGAACAUUCACAAUGAGAGGUUGUGAUCAACCGUUAAAUGUUCGUUUUGCGGAUCCUAAGAAACCUAAGAUGGGAGAAUCAAGGGGCAACUACUUACCUGCGAAUGCAAAUUACGGUCCCAUUUCUCAAGAACCAGCAGUUUGGCCACUACCAAAUUUUUGUGAUUCUAAUACUGGAGGGACUGUUGCGCAUAUUGCUCCACAUCAUUCCAGACUUCCACACCAGCAAGUUAAUGCUCAUAUGCCUAACUGGGAACCUGGGGCUACUGUUGUACAGCAACCAUUUCUUCCCCAACAUGUAAAUUCACAAUUGGCUUCAAUGCCUUUGCGGCCAAUUCAUCCUCCCAACCUGCCUUCUCAACCAUUUAUUACCAAGGUGCAGAGACAAUUUCAUCCAGCAGAUUUGCCGGUCCAAAAUAUAAAGCAGCAGCUAAGUUCUCAGCUGCCUACUCAGACUGAGCAUAACAAUUUAGUUGCUGUCAGUACCUCGCCUGAUCUGUUAACUAAUCCCAAAGAUGAAGAGUUUCCAGAGUGUGACUGGAGUGAACAUUACUGCCCAGAUGGUAACAAGUACUACUACAAUUGUGUCACUUACGAAAGCCGAUGGGAUAAGCCAGAGGAAUAUGACAAGGAAUCACUGAAACAACACAAGCAAGAUGAUCACAGCACUCCUUGCCCGCAGGAAUCACAGAAGCAACACAAGCAAGAUGGACACAGCAUUCCUUGCCUGCAGGAAUCACAGAAGCAACACAAGCAAGAUAAUCACAUCAUUCCUUGCCCGCAGGAAUCACAGAAGCAACACAAGCAAGAUGAUCACAGCAUUCCAUGCCCGCAGGAAUCACAGAAACAACACAAGCAAGAUGAUCACAGCAUUCCUUGCCUGCAGGAAUCACAGAAGCAACACAAGCAAGAUGAUCACAGCAUUACUUGCCCGCAGGAAUCACAGAAGCAACACAAGCAAGAUGAUCACAACAUUCCUUGCCCGCAGGAAUCACAGAAGCAACACAAGCAAGAUGAUCACAGCAUUCCAUGCCCGCAGGAACCACAGAAGCGACACAACCAAGAUGAUCACAGCAUUCCUUGCUCGCAGUUGUCGUUAUCUUCCUCUCAAGAAGUUUCUCAAAGGCAACAGGAAACAAAUAACGACCACAUGCAGUCAGAAACAAGUCCUGUUGUUGAACAGGUGUGAUUUUAUUGUUCUUGUGAUACUGGAGUCGCAUAUUAUCAACAAUUAUAAUUAUAAUUAGAAAGUGGUCUUCAAAUUGUUACAAAACUGGAGAAUAGUUUUAUAGUAUCUUUAGAAGUAAGUUCUAUUAAGAAAGGGAUAGAUUAUAAUCUAGAUGUUUAGACCGAAAAUUGUCCACAUGGGCUUAGUUUUUGCUUUGGAGGGAAAGAGAAAGUAGAUUGAAACUUCAAUCGGGGUCAAUAUGUCACAAUGGUAGGCCAGAGGGUGCUGUCAAUAUCUUUAUCUUGUACUUGUACUUGUAUCGCUUGUAGCUUAUAAGUGAAAGAAACGUGUGAAGUCGUUCAAAGCUUAACGAGUUUGAUAAGAAAUCUGGCUC